AGACCAACAAAUCAAUGAAGGCCAUCAACUGAUGCAUAGUGCAUAGUGGAAGGAGAAAAAAAACAAGAGUUGUGAGUGUGAUUAUCACUGAUAAUCCGACACAUAAUAGAGAACACUGCGAGUGUAGGAAAAUUGGUAUUACAUUUCCUGACCGUGACCCAUCUCCCCAUUAUAAUUAAUCUUCGCUCAAUUUGCUUCCACCAUCCAUCCAUCUCUAACUAACUAGUAAACUGAAACCCCUCAAAAUUGAGGAUUCGUUUCAUUAAUUCUUGGACUAAUUGAGGAUGGCGGACGGUGAUAACAACAACGCCAAGGAGGCUACAAAGUCCGAGCAGCAGGAUGAAUUCCUCUUGAGGGAGGAGGCUCGUCGCGUAGGAGAGGCAACGGUGGACGAGGUUUUGGAGAGCGCCACAUCCUCCGUGGAAGCCAUGGUGGGGGAACAAGCAGCCGCCCUAAAGGAGCACGACGCCCUGGAGGAAGAGACGACUGAGGCUGCCAGGCUGGAAUCUGAAUUGGCCAAGGAGUUGGAGGAGAAUGGAGGGUGGGUCAAAAUCCUAGGAAAUGAGGAGCUUAUGAAGAAGGUGAUACGACCUGGCCAGCCUAACCAGAACCCCUUACGUGGGGAUAUGUGUGAAAUUCGCGUGGAGGGUAGACUUGCAUCUGAUGACAGUGUAGUGUUUCAAAACAUGGAAACUCUUCAUAUUCAGCUGGGUGACGCAGAGGUCGUUCCUGGUCUCGAUUUAGCCAUUCCACUCAUGACCCGUGGGGAAGUGGCCACUAUAAAAGUAUCACAACGGUUCGGGUUUGGUGCAAAAGGUCUUCCGCCCAAUGUUCCUGGAGCGGCGGAUCUCGUCUACUCUGUGGAAUUAGUCCAUUCCGAGCCAGAAAAGGAACUUGGUGAACUGUCUGUGAAGGAACGAAGGGCAAUCGGAAAUCGAAAAAAAACUCGAGGCAACUUUUGGUACACAAGGGGUGAGGCUAGUCUCGCCGUCAACUGUUAUAGACGUGCUCUCGAAUUCUUGGACGAGGUUGAAGGUGGCAUUCAGUUCCCAACGAGCAGUGAUGGGAAACAAGAGGAAGUCACUCCAGAACUAAGACAACUGUUUGAUGAUCGUCUCACUGCGCUCAAUAAUUUGGCGAUGGCUCAACUCAAAUUGCAAUCUUAUGAACCUGCCCUCACUUCUGUGGAAGCUGUGCUCAAGUGCCAACCCAACAAUGUCAAGGCCUUAUUUCGGAAGGGAAAGAUUCUUGGUGAAAAGGGUGAGACUGAGAAGGCCCUAGCAGCCCUUAACAAGGCCAGAUUGCUAGAACCGAGUGAUGCUAGUAUUGGCGUGGAAAUUGGAAAACUUAUGCAUCGCAGGAAAGGCGAGCUUCAAAAUGAAAAGCAACUAUACAAACGGAUGUUUAACAAGGAUGCCUCCAAAUCUGAAGACUCUUCCUCCUCAUCAUCAUCUAGGAAAAAUGAGGAUACGUCAUCCAAGGCGAAAUUCCUGACCUUGGGAUUGCUUCUUAGCGGUACAGCAAUAGCGGUUGCAGGUAUGAUGGCUUACCGUUAUAACCAUCGCUUCGUUUGAUUUGUUAUUCGCCAAAAAAUAACUAGAAAAGUUCCGCAUCCACUAGAAAGCGCUAGAUAUCCUAUUUUGUCAAACCAAAUAAUUCUAUUUCAUCUUGUCUUUGUAGCAUAUUGUGUAAUGUUAAAGUAUCUGAUAUAUCACAAAGUUUUCAUUAAUUUUAUAUCGUAUAUUCAUCAAUUCGUCUCCUAUUGUCCAAUUCUAUGUAACUAUUAAGUAUUAUAAGUUUCCUUAUUAUAUUAUGCUACUUCAAACUGUAUCGCAAAUGUAUAUUAAUCACAACAAAAAUAUAGGCUGUUCUACAUUAGAUUAAAUAUAUAUGUAUACUGAUUAAAUUCUAAUCGGUCAUUUGUUAAA
Messenger RNA from Folsomia candida, 1928 nucleotides. RefSeq names its product peptidyl-prolyl cis-trans isomerase FKBP8. The transcript is spliced from 6 exons. The record is from RefSeq and is a predicted model, not a curated record. Gene Ontology annotation, molecular function: peptidyl-prolyl cis-trans isomerase activity; protein binding. Bases 285 to 1574 code for a protein of 429 amino acids. Lineage: Eukaryota; Metazoa; Arthropoda; Collembola; Entomobryomorpha; Isotomidae.